Molecule: messenger RNA, 2383 nt
Organism: Dromiciops gliroides (monito del monte)
Lineage: Eukaryota; Metazoa; Chordata; Mammalia; Microbiotheria; Microbiotheriidae
Gene: GP2
Product: glycoprotein 2
Exons: 11
Coding region: 100-1695 (531 amino acids)
Biological process (GO): neutrophil migration
Cellular component (GO): cell surface; apical plasma membrane
Source: RefSeq, a predicted model, not a curated record
CAGUUUAAAGACUUAAAGCCUUUAAAGCCACUGCUUUCAACUGCAAGCCAUACAAAAACUUCCAGCACUGUGGCAUAAGAAGCCACCCCAGAGGUCAGGAUGAAGCGGGUCUACCUCCUCUUUGCAGCUUGCAUCUACUACUUUUUCACUUUGGCACUUGCUACCCAGAAGGGUUCAGCAAACACUCUCUUACGUAGUUCCUAUCAACUGGGCUUAGACUGUGGAGUACCAGGGAUAAAUGGGGCCCAUGUGUGUUCUGAUCCUUGUGAUAAUUAUACCACACUUGUGGAGGCCUGGAGAAGCUCGACCCAAAGCACUAAUGUGAAGACAUGUGAUGACGAUAAAGAAGGCUGGUAUCGGUUUUCAGGUCCGGGUGGGGUACGGUUACCAGAGAAGUGUGUGCCAGUCAAUAGAUGUGGCACAGAUGCCCCACUGUGGCUGAAUGGGAGCCACCCAUUGAAAGAGGAAGGUAUUGUUAUUCGCACAGCCUGUGCCCACUGGAGCAAUAAUUGCUGCCUUUGGAACACAGUGGUGAAGGUGAAGGCUUGUCCAGGUGGAUUCUAUGUCUACAAGUUAAAUGGAACUCCUGAAUGUGAUCUGGCAUACUGUACAGACCCCAACACGAUUGAUCCAGUUGAGCCAAAAUGUGAUCUCAACUGUUCCCACCAAGAGGAAUGUCGACUUGUCAAUGGUACCUGGGGCUGUCACUGUAGACAAGACCUCAACAUUUCUGAUGUUGCCAACUUGCGCCCUCUACUGAAAUGUGGAACUGAAGAAAUCACAGUGUCUCUGGACAAAUGCCAAGUGGAGAGUUUGGGGUAUACUGGCGAGAUAUUUGCCCACCUCAGAGAUAGGAACUGCAGUGGGUUUUUGGAGAUAGAUGAGAAAAACAAACUGUCAGUGGUGAACCCAGCACGCGUUGGAGCAUGUGGAACAACUCUGGAGAGAAAUGCAACUCAUGCCAUUUAUAAAAACACCCUGACCUUGGCCAACGAGUUCAUCAUCAGAGAAAAAGUUUUCGGCAUUGACUUUCAGUGUGCCUACCCCCUGGAUAUGAAAGUCAGUCUCCAUACAGCCACGAAGCCUAUUGUCAGUGCUCUGAACAUUAGUGCCGCUGGCUCAGGAAAAUUCCUAGUGAGAAUGGCUCUCUUCCAAGACCAGAAUUACACCUCCCCUUAUGAAGGUUCCACUGCUGUAUUAUCUGUUGAAUCCAUACUCUAUGUGGGUGCCAUUUUAUAUCAAGGGGAUACCUCCCAGUUCAAGCUACUGAUGAAGAACUGCUAUGCCACACCCACUAAAGAUCCAACUGACCCCAUAAAGUAUUUCAUCAUUAGGAACAGCUGCCCAAACUUACAUGAUUCAACCAUCAGAGUGGAGGAGAACGGGAUAUCUGCAGAAGGUCGCUUUUCAGUUCAAGUGUUUAUGUUUGCUGGAAAUCAUGACCUUGUCUACCUGCACUGUGAAGUUCAUCUCUGUGGCGGUGCCAAAGAACAAUGUCGUCCAUCUUGCUCUGGAAUUCAACACCGCAGUGAAGUUACUAUCAACACAGCUCAUGUUCUGGAUUUGGGACCUAUUGCCCGGAGAGUAGAUUCCCCAUCUGUCCCUGUCACAAGUGGAGCCACCAGCCCUUUAGGGUUCCUAAUGAUCUGGCCAGGACUGCUGUUGUCUGUCCUUGGGAUUUUUCUGUUCCAUUAAUAUAGCUGGCUAUCAUGUUCUUGGCUAUAGAAAUGGUACCUUCUUCUAUUGAAUGAAGUUUGCUCAUCCUGGACAUCGCCUUUUAACUCUCUGAAGAACAUAGAGGAUAUGGUUUAGUAAUAAUUAUGAAGUACGGACAAGUGUGUAGUAUCUCUCUUUUAAAAAAAAUAAUAGCAGUAGUCAGUGCCUUUAUCUUAUUUCUCUUUCAGAGGAAUAGCUUUCAACUAGGAGCUUUAUAUAUCUAUUCUGACCUGUGCCUCAUUCAGCAGUAUGGAAGAACCUUUUAGGAGAGCCCUCUAGGUGCCUGGCAUGGUAUGAAGAAUCUGUAUGUUAGACCAAGGUUUUAUCUCUACCUAGUCCUGAAUCCAGGAAUGACACAAAGGUCCUAUGAUAUCAGACUUUUUGAUUGGAGCUGCUUGGUCAUGGAUACAGAGAUCUAAGUGUAAAUUAAUGGGACAGUUCCCCAUGAUGCAUCCCCAUCUACCUCACAUUAUGAAAUGACCUGAGGUGUUAAGUGGUGACCUAGGCUAGAGCUAAGGAAGUUAAUUAAUCCCUCCUAUGCCCUCACCACCACUACCCCCAACCUCUGAUUCUGGGUAACAAAAUUAUAGAAUAAUAAGCAGCUACCAAAGUGGAAUCCAGCCUGGUUCUAGGAAAAGCUUUAAUAAACAUUCAUCAAAGCAUGUGA